This is a messenger RNA of Coccidioides immitis RS, 2215 nucleotides long. RefSeq lists its product as uncharacterized. The coding region runs from base 130 to 1614 and encodes 494 amino acids. The transcript has 4 exons. The record is from RefSeq and is a predicted model, not a curated record. NCBI's taxonomy places the organism in Eukaryota, Fungi, Ascomycota, Eurotiomycetes, Onygenales, Onygenaceae.
GGGACCCUUGUUCCGAGUGAACGGCCCUAUGCAGUGCAAAAGAAUGCUCAUAAUAUGUAGGGCGGUGGUCGGAACCCUUUAAGAUGCCUUCUUUCUCUUCCCCUCAUUCUUCACUCCGCCUCUGAACCCAUGACAGUUCUUGAUCGGAGUGUUUUUUUUUGGCUCGUUAGGAUCAAAUGGUCUAUUCAGGUUUACUCACAUACUCGAACCCUUCCAUUUAUCUGCUUUUUCUUGAUAUUGUGUCUCGUUCUUGGUGGUAUCAUCUGCUAUCUUUUUACUUGUUGUCGAGCUCCCGGACCGUUUCGCAGCCCAGUCAUGGUUGUCCUUCUGACAGAAGCAAGCCGCUUGCGAAGUAAGCAUCCAGAUAUCUGUCCCUCAGAGUCGAAAGAGAUAGAAUCUCUUGCAGACGGCUACUUCUCAUGGGUUACCCCUUCACCUAUCUCCAGGAAUCCAGAACUUCCUUCAAUUCCAUAUACCCAUUUUGCAUUGAUAGCGAUUGACGGGAGAGGAUGUGUGAGAUAUCAUACGUCACAGUCUCUUGAGAGACAUUGCCGCUAUAUCUUCACCCCGGACCUUAAAGAGCGAUUUAUCCAGGCCACAGGAACAUACGCGAGACCCCAAAGGAUAGAGGCUCAACCAAAAAGACGCCGCCUUGAUUUGGAAGAAAUACCUGAUGCCAGCUUUGAAACCGUGGACCGAAUUCCGCUUAAGAUUGGGGAAGAAGACAAGAUCCUUGACUACUAUGAAUCAGCUUUCCGCGCAUUCCAGCAGAUUAACUGCCGCCAAAUUGCAAAGGCAUUUAUCAAAAUCAUCGAACCAAGAAAACAAGUUAAGCACCCUUACAAUGGAGGUAGAGGUGCGUCAGGAGAAAAAGGAGAUCCAGAAAAAACUAAGCCCGAUUGGUGGCCUGCGGGAGUGAUCCAUAGAGAGCCGGAUCACUUAAAGAAGCCCGAACGUAUUCGGCUUUUAGUCCAUAUCAUCCGAAACCUUCGCAAAUCUCAUAACAUUACGGCUGAUAAGCUUGAGGAAGCCGGUAGAGACGUCAAACGCCAAAUCAAGCCCCGUGAGCGGUGGGAUAUUCUUGAAGAGAUAUAUGCCGUUAGGAGGAUGGAGGAGAGCUAUGAAAGAGACGAAAUUGGCGCCGAUGCUGUCGUGUAUGUUAUCAAUCGAGAUUCCACCGCCAGAAGUGAACGGGAUUCCGAAUGUCUAUCCGACUCCGGCCAUGUUUCACACAAGGAGAGUUACCUGGAUAAUUUUAAUGGAUAUGCCAGAAUGGAAGAUACCAAACCAGGGAUUAAGUACCCAGUCCAGGAAUUUGUUCCCUCCCCCGUGGAACAGAUUGGUAACCCCGUUACAACAGAUCCCUGGUCGAUCCCACAGUCGUCAUUCUAUCCAGUUGGUUAUGAAGCUGCGCCGGCAUCAAUUGGCGUUCAGCAACAACAGGCCCUUCCACAGCCUUUGACACCAACAACUACAACUCCAGACAUGCAUAUGCGAAUGCAGUCCAAUUUUGAUUUUAUGCCACUAGGAGCCCCUUCGUUCCAGCCUGGAUCCUUAGGCCAUCCUCAUCUCCUUCACCAUGAGGCCGAUGAAUCGAUUACACACUACAAAUAAUUUCCUGGACCCUUUCCAUCUGGACCUUUGUUCAUUCAUUUCUUGAAAAGUUUAUACUGGGCGGAAUUUGUCUACCGAAAAUUCAAAGCGCUACAAUACCCUGGGCAAGCUAAAUAUAGGUUGGAGCAGGUGGCGGCUGUCUUGUUUUCGUUUUAGUAUUUUCCCUGAGGCUUCUUUUGAAGCCCCGUUGUAUUUCUUUAACUCCUUGUAUGGACAGUUCGGCCUUCUGUUUGCUUUUACAGAUCAGGGUUUUCCAGACCCCAGCAUGCAUGUUACAUGCCCAGCACCUUUUUGAAACCAUCUUACAACCACAUAAUAGGGCAUCUCCUUUGAGCCUUUGGCUAAAGCCUCUUAAUAUGCUUUUCUCUCAACUGCCGUUGAUUUAUCCCAAAAUUACUGUAUUUUCACCCUCUCACCGCGCAAUACUCUGGAACGAGUGCUGGAACUCGAUGCCUGAACAAGUCAUGGUGAACCCGGAUGUAUAGGUCCAAACUUGGAAAGGAUUAGUGCUGUUAAUUGUUAUUAGCACUGAACACGAUCCCUUCGAAUAUCACUGUCCAAAAUGUUUGUAACUUGCUUGGUGUGUGAUUUGCGUCCGAGU